UCAAAAAUUGUCUGAAAUUUGAGGCUUUAUCUAUUUAAAUUAUUACCGAUAUACUUUUAGUUCGACUGCAGAUGCAACAAGCAUGUUGUAAAAUUUUCAGUAUAGUUUAACCAAAAGUACAAUGCUCAACAAGAAAACAGACGAGGCAAAGGAGGAGCCAAAGCCUGCCAAGCAGCGCAGAUCGAAGCGUAUAUCCCGUGACGAGAAUCGCGGCCAAUGGAAAUCAAAAGCUGAAUUUGUGCUCUCGCUCAUCGGCUAUGCCAUUGGCAUUGGCAAUGUCUGGCGUUUUCCCUAUCUGUGCUACCGCAGUGGUGGCGGCGCAUUUUUGGUACCCUAUCGGUAA
Messenger RNA from Drosophila busckii, 343 nucleotides. Its product is annotated as sodium- and chloride-dependent betaine transporter-like. Gene Ontology annotation, cellular component: membrane. Gene Ontology annotation, molecular function: glycine transmembrane transporter activity. Lineage: Eukaryota; Metazoa; Arthropoda; Insecta; Diptera; Drosophilidae. Gene Ontology annotation, biological process: sodium ion transmembrane transport. The record is from RefSeq and is a predicted model, not a curated record. The transcript has 2 exons. The coding region runs from base 122 to 343 and encodes 73 amino acids.